CUUUGUAUGCAAAUAGUUUCUAUUUCUGCGACAGGAAAGCUCUUUGAAUACGCCAGCUCAAGUAUGUAGCAGGUAAUUGAAAGGCAUAAUCUACAUCCAGAUAAUCUUGGCAAAAUGGACCAACUGUCUCUUGAGCUACAGGGUGAAAGAUUUCUGGAAGAGAUCACUGCCCUUCAGCAAAAGGGAGCCCAACUGAUGGAAGAAAACCAACGAUUAAAACAGAUGGAGAAUCUGUUUAGCACUGAAACAUAUGUACUUGAACAAGGUCAGUCAUCUGAGUCAAUCACCAAUAUUUGCAGCUCAUCAGAUCCUCAAAAUAAUGAUAGUUCAGACAUAUCUCUCAAGUUGGGGGUGUUGUCACUUGCAAUUCAUCAUCGAGCAAUUUGACUGUUUCAAUAGCAACUUAACCAUCAUCAUUGACUGCAUGGCAAGAAAUGCAUACUGCUACUAUAGGGAAACUCUUUGCCUUAGUGCAUCUUUCUAUGUCUUGCAGGCUACCUUUUCCUAAAUGAAUUUGAAGUAUAGUGAAGAUCAAGAAGCAUGCAUGGAUUCUCUUUUAUCAAAUACAAAAGAAAAAUGGUCGUGCUAAAGUAAAUACAAAUCCUAGCUCAGAGUUGUAAUUAAUUUUCUUUAAGGCCAAUUUGUUUCUACUAGUUGAUUCUAAGAGAGUUUGCAUGUGUAUACGAUAGAUUUUGGAUGCUUAAUCAUUUUUAUGGAUGAAUCAAGGGUCAAUUUGUUACAAUGGAAAAUAAAGUAGAGGGUGUUGGAAAAGGUCGAGUGUAGGGUUGAGACUAAUGGCAAGUCAUACUAUUGAUAAAUUGAUUCACAAUUCUGCAAUAGGUUUUGUUUAUCUUUGCGUGAUUGCUAGUAUUACAUAUUUUCCGCAACAUUUCUUUAUCAA
Messenger RNA from Quercus lobata, 901 nucleotides. Its product is annotated as MADS-box protein JOINTLESS-like. The record is from RefSeq and is a predicted model, not a curated record. The transcript has 6 exons. The coding region runs from base 115 to 387 and encodes 90 amino acids. Lineage: Eukaryota; Viridiplantae; Streptophyta; Magnoliopsida; Fagales; Fagaceae.